Molecule: messenger RNA, 1763 nt
Organism: Theobroma umbraticum
Lineage: Eukaryota; Viridiplantae; Streptophyta; Magnoliopsida; Malvales; Malvaceae
Product: Polynucleotidyl transferase, ribonuclease H-like superfamily protein
Cellular component (GO): nucleus; cytoplasm
Molecular function (GO): 3'-5' exonuclease activity; nucleic acid binding
Source: RefSeq, a predicted model, not a curated record
CCAGGUUUUAAUUUCUCUUUCAAGUAAUUUGGGUGUUAUCACAAUUGUUUUGGUUUGAAGAGGUCAGAAAACCUGGACAUGAAACAUGGAGCUCUUAUUAGUUCUCAAGUAAUUGGGCGUUUCUGGUAUUUGGGUUGGUUGGUUGAAGUCAAGUAUUUGCCUGAAUUGGUUCACUGCUACUGGAAAUUGGAAACCUCUUUUGGCUUUGAUGAUUAAGGAUUUAAGGUUUGUUUACAAGGUACAACGUUUUAAGUUUUACAAGUGCAUGCCUGCAUAGUAUUAUCAGGAAUUUGUGGUUCCCUAAUUUUUUCCAUUCAAUUAUAAAGAUAGAGAGCUAUCAGUUCUAGAUUUUCCAAAUGCAGUGCAGAGCUCCCAAUAUCUCCAUCCUUUUUUGAUCAUUAUUGAUUUUUUUUCUCUUUAAAAGGAAGGAAUGUAAUUGUGUGUUAGAAUUUGAAUAAAAAGAAUAUUUGUUGACGUUGAAUAAACUACUUGUACAAUGCUUUCGCCGGCGUUGGAAUUAUUAGAGCUUUUACUCUAAGCUCGUAGACUAGUGCUGGGCCAAGUCUUACCAUGCGGGAAAUCGACAAUGUACUCAAUGAGGGCAAAGCUAUCAUGUCAUUGACCUUGUCUGUUGGGUUUUGGACUCUUUAAAGGUUCGGUUCGAAAUUUUAAAUGUGGGCGGGUUUGUGAAAAUUCCGAAAGGACUAUGGUUACGAUCACCUGCCCAUAUUCGAAGACUGGGAUGAUCAUGACCCGUCUUGAGUUCAUCAACUUCGUAGCGAGUGGGAUUUAUGUCCAUUCACAAAAAUUGGAGAAAAACUUUCAAAAUUCCCAAUUCCAGCUGAAUGCCUAUGCCAACUCAAAUGUCUGUUUGCCUGGGUGACACUACAAUUGAAAUUACUGUCACGAGAAGGGAAUCAGAUGCCGAUUGCCACAUGCGGAACUUCUUGUCCAACAGGGAUAAUGCGAGGAAAGUGAUUGGCCUAGAUAUUGAACGGACCAUGAUUGAAGAUUCAGAAGAAACUCAAGAUUACCACGUAGGCAGUCGGGGACGGUACAAUGAAUGAAGAGUCACUGACCUAGAAAAACGUACCGUGAGAGAAGAUUCAGAAAUGAAAAGCCUAGUGGCAAUUUUGCAACUUUGUGGUGGUGGUGGUGUUACAUGUCUUGUAAUUCAGCUUCCUUCUCUUGAUUCAAUGCCCAUAUCUCUCAAUUUUCCUCAACUGCCAGAUCUUGCAUUUGUGGGCAUUGGAAUCAAAGAAACUCUUGCCAAGUUAGAGAAAGAAUAUGGGCUAGGAUGCAAUAAUGCCGGGUUAUUGGGACCAUUGGCCGCCGGCGGUAUGCAAAUGCCUCGCUUGGCUGCUUGUGGGGUGGACUUUCUGGGUCAUAUGGUUGAUUCAGUGAAGCUCAUCGGCGUAGUUUUUAGUGACGAGGGUAAAAUCCGUCUUAACAAGAAGCAGAUUAAAUAUGCUGUGGCUAAUCCUUUUGCCUACUUCAAGAUUGAGAGCAAGUUAUUAUCUGGAUAGCGCUCAGUCUCAUUCCAGCGCAAGCUCUGUGCGGGAGCUGUGGGGAAACUCUCUUUUGUUUUGUAGUUUCUGCAAUGAAUGUGUGAGUUGCUUAGAAGCAGCUCGAAAUUUACUUUUAAAAUAGAAGAAUACAUAGCUUUUUAUGAAUUAAUGAUACAGUGAAAUGAACUUUGAUCUCAAAGUAAUUUUAUUCACUUUUAUAUAUUUGUUUAUGAGAUAAAUAUUAUAUAAUGCUUU